Amoebophrya sp. A120 is the source of this 3240-nucleotide messenger RNA. The record is from the annotation of a GenBank genome assembly. Lineage: Eukaryota; Dinophyceae; Syndiniales; Amoebophryaceae.
CCGAUCUUGCUGGGCCUUCACUGACGACUACACCAAAUGUCAUAGUUACUCUGAUGAAAAUGAAUGGUCAAGAGCUCUCGUUCCUAUAAAGAAAAUUCUCGAGGAGCAGUUCUAGAAUCACUAGACUAGCAAGCAGGGUACUCAUUGUGUUGCAAGAGGAAGAGCCAAAUUGUACACAUCAACAUCAUGUUGAUCUCUACAAGGAAAGCGCAGCAGCAGUUCACGCAGGAGCCGCUCUCGCCGAGCCGGUUGCACCGCAAGAAGCAGCAUUCCUACAAGGGUUGGUGCGAGCGGUGCCGCACCGUGCACGACUGGCGCAGCGGGGAAAACGUGACCAAGGCGUGCAUUCCGCCCCUGCACGUCACGGAAUUGUUCGACGAGCGAAGGGAGGAGGUGGUGAAGGUGCCCAAGGUAUGUUCAUGAAUCUUGCAAGACGCUUAUUUUGUUCAAGGUGACCAUCAUGAUCAUGCGUACAACUACAGGCUGAAGGCUGAGAAAAAAAAUGAUGCAUCUGAUAUACUGUGUAAAAGUAGUACUAUCUACUUCCACCGACCGAACAUCUGCGACCUUCUACCGGACUACCGACAUCAAAUCGUAACCCCUGGACCUUUUCAGGAUUACCGUGCCGCGCUGUACGCCUACGAAGGCGCUGGUGGCUACUACACCCUGGAGGGCGUUCUGGACACGUUUUUCGGCAAGAACCCGCAUUUUCCGGGCUACAGCGUGUGGCUCCGGGAUGUGAACGAGGAAACCCCCGAGCCGAGUAGCGAAGAGGACGAGGACGGGAGCGAGGAGACGGGUUCGAAUACUCCUACGGGCUUUGAGGAAAAUGAUAAUCCGGUGCACCGGGGCGAAAAUUUUGUGACCAAGACCGGUCGUGAAGAUCAUGCUACAACAACAGGAGGUGAAUCCAGUCCAACCAAAGGGGGUCAACUUCUGCUCAAGGGCAUGGUGGCGGAGGACGAUCGCUUUUUCCGGUUGUUAAAGCGCAACCGCACGUGCUUCGUAUGCAUUGCAGGAAAUAUCUCUGGGGUUGAAAGAAUGCAAGGGUCGUUUGUCAUGCAACGCUGCGAAAGCGACAUUUUUCUGAUAUGCACUAAGAAAUAGGGGAAUAGAGUGGACAUCACCGCCUAGGAAUUCAAGAAGUUGUAUAUGUACAAAUAUCUAUGUGCUUGGCGGCCGACGGACAAAUGAGGCGCUGUCGUGAUUCUUCAAUGAGCGUAAUCACAAGUUUCUUCUUCUUCUAGACCCGGAUUUAUAUUUGCAAGGCAUACUUUGGCACGCGAAACAACGCGACCACCCGAAAGCGGUCCAACUCCCGGUCGCCGAAAAAAGCGGGCUCGCCGAACAAGACCGGCGGAACUACUACUCACUACAACCCGCUGAACCCGGAGUCGAACCCGGCCACCCUUAUUUCCGAGCAGGACAUAUGGGGUUCUCAAACGUUACAUUCAAAGAGUACCUAAAUCUGUGCGAAAUUUGUAAUGCUAAAUGUGCAGCCUCCCCCCUUUGACUAUUGCUAUUCUUGCAUUACAAAUUCGUGUAACAGUUGAGAAUGUAACAGUUGAGAAUGCCAUAGGACAUCUACAGGAAGUGGGACAACGAAAAGGGCUUCCGGAUUCCGGAAAAGCUGGUGCAGAAAACCGUCAUGCUGGAGGCGGAGAACACCAUCGAAAAACAGCACUCCCUGGUGCGCAACUUACGCAUUGCAAAUAAAUAUGUCUGGGUCCGGAAGGUUGCAACUUGUCAUGCUGAAUCUGAAUCAUGCAAAAACUCUGCGUAGCAUGAUUAGCAACAGCCGUCCUUUUUUACCACGUUGAGAGAGAAUUUCUCAUGCAGGAUAGGCAUGAUAGAGAUCAUCUCACAGAAUUUGCCAUGCUAGGUGCUGCAUUUCAGGCCUCAUGGGUAAUGGAAAACCUGCAUGACAAAUAAUCUGGCAACAUCCUUCCAGAUCCAGACCCAGACAUAUUUGCAUUGGAUACAACUCCUUCGUGUACAACGAGUACGACGCCGUAUCCUGGCCCUUGACUUUCUUUUUCGGUACGGUGCUGCCGAACACCCGGAAAGAGAUCGUGGAGAUGAACCAAAAAGCGAAAAACCUCUCCGUGCCACCCACUGCAUCUCCGGGCGGUGACAAUAACAACGACCAGACCACAAACGAGGAGGACAAAAAGUUCGAAGAGCCGGAGCAGGCGUUUUUCGAUUCCGACCUGUGGAAGCGGUUCGUGAACCAGUACAAGCCCGGCAGAACAACGUCGACAACCGGAGCAGGAGGUACUAAAAAUACGUCGAAGAACGAGGACACUUCUACCCGCCCCCUCCUGCAGAUGAAACUGCUGCCGUCGUUUCUGACCAACCCGAAGGAGCGGAAAAACCGGGAGGACGCGCAGUUCGCGAAGUUUGCGGCGCAGCUGCAGCGGGUCUACGAGGUGAAAAUGGAACAAUUCCUGUCGCCGUCGGACGAACAGGAAGCUGGUACAACUACAUCAACAAGUGACGGAGCGAAAGAGGAACAAGCCGAUCGAGAGACCCCGUCCUCGGGAGCAGCACAAAAUGUUGAGCAACAAGAAACUACGGAGGAAGUACAACAAGAUCAAGACGCGACAUCCUCUGCGCCCGCGUCCGCCACCCGGGUGCACAUCCUCCCGCCGCUGAAGGAGUGCGAUGCGAAGAUGCGCCGGGCACGGAAGAAAAUGCAGGCGGAUGACCGGUGUUUCAAGCCGUACGAAGGAAACAACAACUCGAUGAAUUACGACGACGAAUUUUUCGUUUACGCCAGGUGGGCAAAGUUCUAGACGAAGGCUGCGACUGCGUUUUGUUGUAGUUGAAUGAGCUUCUUGAGGAAGAUAUUGCAAACGGAAGCUGCAGCGCGGCAAGUGAAAGUGUGUAUAAUUUUUCCCUAGCUGGCGAACGAAAAUCAAAUCAUGAACCAAGAAGUACAAAUUUUUACUUCAGCCAACAAUCGCGAGCGGACAAGGAUGCUUUUCGUGAGAAUUACCUCACGGAAAAUGAAGUGAAAAGUUCGAAGAUGAUGUCUGUACUGUAUGAUGAACAAAAAACGCUUUAUUUAACGACCACCAGACUCGACCCGCCCCGGCGCUUCUCGUCCAGGAGGGUCGUUACAGCUCAUGCUGAUAAAAGAAAAAAGAGGGUGCUGUUUGGAACCACGCCAGGCUCAGGGGGUCACUGAAUCGAUCAGAUUGCGGUAUGCAAUAAAAGUCGAUCCUGACACAAGAAGCC